UUGAAUGCAGUUUGACUGCAGAUUUUUAGACACCCCACUCCCCUCACUUCUCAAGGGUCGCCCUCAUUCUGCAAAAGUUUGAGUCUUUUUUUGUUUAUGUUCAUGGAUGAACCUUCAACCGGGUUAGAUCUCUGACACCAAAUCCAAAUGUGGGUUUUUUUCUAUAGAAAAUUAUUGCUCUCAUUUUCUUGUUUUGGACCUGGUUCUGCAUGGUGCUGGGGUGUUCUGUGAGAUCUAAGGGUCUGUUUGGUUGUAGAUUCUUGACCUGAAGCUUCUGCUUCGCCAAGUCCAACUGCUACUUUCUGUGGAAUAGCCCAUCUGCAUUUCUUGGCCUUUUAAAACUGAAGUCUUUCUGAGUGAGGUGAGACUACUAUUCUUGUGGUUGGGAUGAAGUUAAUUAGGUUUUUGGUUUUUGCUGGUUGGUUCGUUUUUGCUGUCGGCCAGCUUCCUUCCCAGGACAUUUUGGCUCUACUUGAGUUCAAGAAAGGGAUUACACAUGACCCUACUGGCUAUGUGCUUCAGUCAUGGAAUGAGGAGUCCAUUGACUUCAAUGGCUGCCCUUCCUCUUGGAAUGGUAUAAUGUGUAACGGCGGUAAUGUUGCUGCCGUUGUUCUUGAGAAUUUGGGCUUAUCCGCGACUGUGGAUUUCGACGUGUUCUCUAAUCUCACAAAGCUUGUCAAACUCUCAUUGGCAAACAAUUUGAUUUCUGGGAAUUUUCCUGAGAAAAUCGCAGGGUUCAGAAGCUUAGAGUAUCUUGAUAUUUCUGACAAUCUGUUCUCCUCGUCUCUACCACAAGACAUUGGAAAGUUUGGGACUUUAAAGAAUCUUUCGGUCUCUGGCAAUAACUUUUCUGGUUCAAUUCCAGAUGAAAUUACCGGGCUGACCUCAAUUCAGUCAUUGGAUUUGAGCCGCAAUUCGUUUUCUGGGCCGGUUCCAUCCUCCCUAACCAAGUUAUCAGGCUUGGUAUACCUUAACCUAUCCAUGAAUGUGUUAACCAAGAGCAUUCCCAGAGGAUUUGAGGAUAUGGAAAAACUUGAGGUGUUGGACUUGCAUGGUAAUAGGCUCGAGGGCCAUUUGGAUCCAGAGUUCUUAAUGCUCACAACAGCAACUCAUGUUGACCUUAGUGGAAAUCUGCUUGUGAACUCUGCUUCUCAGAAGCGGCCAUUGUUGCCACGUAUUUCUGAGACUGUCAAGUACUUGAAUCUUAGCCAUAACCAGCUUAAUGGGUCACUCCUAAGUGGUGGGGGUGAAGCACAAGUAUUUGGGAACUUGAAGGUUUUGGAUUUGAGCUACAAUCAACUCUCUGGGGAAUUACCCGGAUUUGACUUUGUAUAUGAUCUCCAGGUUCUCAAACUGAGCAACAAUAGGUUUUCCGGAUUCAUCCCUAAUGAUCUUCUCAAAGGGGAUUCUCUUGUUUUGACAGAUCUGGAUUUAAGUGGCAAUAACCUCACAGGAAGAAUUGGCAUGAUAAGAUCCACGACUCUGACUGCUCUUAACCUAUCCUCUAAUGCACUCUCUGGGGAACUUCCAUUAGUGACAGGAAGUUGUGGCGUGCUUGAUCUCUCCAAGAACCAGUUUGAAGGGACUCUCUCCAGACUGAAGAAAUGGGGAAAUGUUGAAUACCUUGAUCUAAGUCAAAACCGUUUGUAUGGGGCCAUCCCGGAAGACACUGCCCAAUUCAUACGCUUACAUCACCUCAACCUUUCCCGAAAUGCCCUCAACAGUUCUCUCCCAAAUGUAAUCACCCAGUUCCCUAAACUCACACAGCUUGACCUCAGCUUCAACCAGUUAACUGGACCUCUUCUCACUGCUCUUCUGAUUUUACCUAAUCUUGAAGAACUUCAUUUGCAGCACAAUUCGUUCUCUGGAGCCAUUGGCUUUUCUCCCCCACCAUCCGGUGGAUCAAACCUUCACGUUCUUGAUCUUUCCCAUAACCGGUUUUAUGGGCUUUUUCCUGUUGGGCUUGGGUCAUUUCUAACAAGGCUUCAAGUGGUUGAUGUAUCAGAGAAUGAUCUCUCCGGUUUGCUUCCCUCUUCAAUUGGCGACAUUGUUGGUCUAAGUUCUUUGGAUGUUUCGCACAAUCGUUUCACUGGUCCUUUGCCAGCAAACCUUCCCACUGAUACCCUUCAAAGAUUCAACGCAUCAUUCAAUGGUUUCUCUGGAACUGUCCCGGAGAACUUAAGAAAGUUUCCAUUAUCGUCCUUCUACCCUGGAAAUUCAGAUCUAGAUUUCCCUAAUGGUCGUCCGGGUUCAGCCCAAUCUCCUUACGGAACCCACAAAAAGAAACCAAUAAAAACUCUGAUUAAAGUGGUAAUCAUAGUUGCAUGUGUGGUUACUCUUCUAGUCUCAGUCUCAAUUUGCUUUCUUCUAUGCUACAUUCACAAAACAAGAAGGAACAAAGAUGUUCACCUCCAGGCCAUCCCAAAUCCUUCUGAUUUUAGCAGAAGAGAGGGUGCUGCUGGCAAUGUGGUGGUUUCUGCAGAUGAUAUUGUGACCUCACGAAAGGGAAUGCCAUCGCAUAUCAUUAGCCCCGAUGAGAAAAUGACGGGUUUAUCCCCAUCUAAGACCAGCCAUUUCUCUUGGUCACCAGACUCCCGAGAUUCAUACGCUGCUGAAAACUUUGCCAGGUUGGAUGUUAGCUCACCCGACCGACUGGCUGGUGAGCUCUAUUUCCUUGAUGAUGUCAUCACAUUUACACCAGAGGAACUUUCGAGGGCCCCAGCCGAGGUAUUGGGCAGAAGCAGCCAUGGGACGUCGUACAAGGCAACCUUAGACAAUGGGUUGCUUCUCACUGUCAAGUGGUUGAGAGAAGGGGUGGCAAAACAGAGAAAGGAAUUUGCCAAGGAGGCCAAAAAGUUUGCCAAUAUUCGACAUCCAAACGUCGUGGGAUUGAGAGGGUAUUAUUGGGGUCCCACUCAGCACGAAAAGCUGAUUCUUUCUGAUUACAUUUCUCCUGGAAGUCUAGCAAGCUUCCUCCAUGACCGACGCGUGAGAAAAGGGGCAUCCUUAACAUGGCCCCAAAGGCUAAAGAUAGCAGUGGACGUUGCGCGUGGGCUGAACUAUCUCCAUUUUGACAGAGAGGUCCCACAUGGGAACCUCAAGGCAACAAACAUACUGCUGGAUGGAGUUGACCUCAAUGCAAGGGUUGCUGAUUACUGCCUCCACCGCCUCAUGACUCAAUCUGGAACGGCCGAUCAGAUUCUUGAUGCAGGAGCGCUGGGGUACCGGGCCCCAGAGCUGGCUGCUUCCAAGAAACCACUCCCCUCCUUCAAGUCAGAUGUUUAUGCCUUUGGGGUUGUGCUUUUGGAGCUGCUGACCGGAAAACGUGCAGGGGAUGGGGUGGUGGGCUCUGGGGAAGGAGACAGUGGGAGGGGUGUUGAUUUGAUGGAUUGGGUGAGGUUGAAGGUGGCGGAGGGUCGCGGCGCUGACUGUUUUGACCCUGGGGUUUUGCCGGAGAUGGGGAAUCCGGCGGUGGAGAAACAAAUGAAGGAGGUUUUGGGGAUGGCAUUGCGCUGCAUACGCUCGGUGUCCGAGAGGCCGGGUAUCAAGACUAUCUAUGAAGACCUCUCAUCCAUAUAGUGUGGGAUGUGAUGAGGUAUUACUAUUUGUUAUUAUUAGCUCUCUCUCUACUAGUCAUUUAGACAUUUGUAACUUAGCUUCUUUGGGGAUCAAUUAGCUCAUUGGCCUCCUCUCUUUUUCUUUUUUUUUAGUAGGAAGGAAUGUUGGUGUGGAUGAACUGAUUUUGUUGCAUGUAUAUUGGAGUUGUGCUUCAACUCCCUUUCUUUACACAUCAAGGAUCUACCAAGCCCCAAGUGCCCAUACAUUUGGGGUGGGCACGAUUCUUGAGGGUCUGUUUGG
This is a messenger RNA of Cuscuta campestris, 3858 nucleotides long. Lineage: Eukaryota; Viridiplantae; Streptophyta; Magnoliopsida; Solanales; Convolvulaceae. The record is from the annotation of a GenBank genome assembly.